AUGCCUGGAGCCAGACACAAAAUCCUGGGGCACGUCCUCUCAGGAUUUUGUCAUAAGAUGAAUCGACGGAAGCCUAUUUAUGGAGACGUUUUGGACACGCCACUUAAUCGUUGUCUAACAACUUUUGAUAUAACAUUACUUGGGGUCGGUCAUAUGGUUGGAGCUGGAAUUUAUGUUUUAACGGGAACUGUUGCUCGUCAUAUGGCUGGACCAGCCACAGCUCUUAGUUUUCUACUAGCUGGAAUUACGUCUACACUAGCUGCGUUAUGCUAUGCCGAAUUCGGCACAAGAAUACCCAGAGCAGGCAGCGCUUACGCAUACACCUAUGUUAGCAUUGGCGAGUUUUGGGCGUUUAUAAUUGGUUGGAAUAUUGUGCUUGAAUACAUGAUAGGUGCUGCGUCAGUUGCUCGUGCUUGGUCGGGAUAUCUAGAUGCAAUAUUAGACGGCGCAAUAAGCAAUGCCACGAUUUCUGUCACAGGGGAGUUGCACGAAACACUCCUAAGUAGAUACCCAGACGUGCUAGCGUUUCUUAUAUGCAUAGUAGCAUCGUUAAUUCUAGCCGUGGGCGUGAAAACUUCCGCAUAUAUAAACAAUGGCCUCACCAUUUUGAAUCUUACCGUCAUUUCACUGGUUAUAUUUUUAGGUUUUUAUUACGCAGAUAUUGCCAAUUGGUCUGAGAAGAAUGGAGGUUUUAUGCCAUAUGGAUUUAGCGGAGUGUUAGCUGGUGCGGCUACCUGUUUUUAUGCUUUCGUAGGUUUUGACAGUAUAUCUGCUUCUAGUGAGGAAGCUAAGGACCCAUCGCGUUCGAUUCCCAUUGCCACUAUAUUGUCCAUGGUAAUGGUAGGACUUGGUUAUAUCCUGGUAGCGAUAGCUUUAACGCUGAUGGUCCCAUAUAGUACUAUUAAUCCGGAAGCAGCAUUGCCUGCAGCAUUGGGUGCGGUUCAUGCUGAUUGGGCAAAGUAUGCUGUAGCUGUGGGUGCAGUAUGCGGAAUGACAACAACUCUUUUAGGAUCAUUGUUCUCAUUGCCCCGUUGCUUAUAUGCAAUGUCAGCCGAUGGACUCUUGUUCGGAUUUCUCAGCGAUGUUAAUAAUAAAUCACAAAUACCUAUAUCGAACCUCGUCAUAGCAGGCUUCUCAUCUGCAUUCAUAGCUCUUUUGUUCGAUCUCGAGAAACUUGUGGAAUUUAUGUCCAUCGGGACGUUAUUGGCGUACACGAUAGUCAGUGCAGCGGUUAUAAUAUUGCGAUAUAGACCUAUUCCUCCUGAGGAAAAAAGUUUCGGCGUGCCGCAAUUGGACUCGCCUAUUGAUAGAGAAGACAGCUCCGCUACUGGGACUCCAGCAACUGAUGGCGGAUCAUCCUCUUCAGAGAUGUUUGAGGCGCUAACAGUGGGUCGGGUUCGCGCCCAAUACGCUUGGCUUGAACCGCUGGCCGGCGGGCGAGCACCCGGGGCUGCGGUGACGUCUUGUGUAUACGUGUUCACUGUCGCGACCGCGGCUCUCUGCGCACACAACCAUUUCCUAGCACCCAACGCUGGACCCUGGGCCCUACUACCGGAUUUCGUGCUCACGUUUAUUAUUAUUGCUUGUCUGUUUAUUAUCUGGGCUCAUCAACAAAGUCCCCUGCGUCUACCGUUCCGCGUCCCCUGGGUGCCGCUACUGCCGGCGGCCAGCGUCAUGCUCAAUGUCGAGCUUAUGGUCAACUUGAACGCGCUAACAUGGGCACGAUUCACUAUUUGGAUGACAUUUGGUUUGCUCCUGUAUUUCCUAUACGGCAUACAUCACAGCAAACUCGGCGAAGGUGUCACAGGUUUGUUAUCACGAUCUGGCAGCGGUGCAGCUCACAGUUGGGGCGCAGUCGAUAAAACCUCUUCGCUAGCAAGACGAGUAGGACGCCUGGGACGUGGCAGUAAGAGCGACGACCGCAAGCCUAUAAUAAGCGACGACGAACUAAACAGACGCGAACAGUGA
Messenger RNA from Danaus chrysippus (African queen), 1968 nucleotides. Lineage: Eukaryota; Metazoa; Arthropoda; Insecta; Lepidoptera; Nymphalidae. The record is from the annotation of a GenBank genome assembly.